GUGGGGCUCCUUGGUCCCAUUAGGAUUGCUACGCUAGCAUUGCAGGAGGGUGGCAGCCAGCGGUGUCAACCUCCUGCACAAUUAGAAUUACUGUAGCUGCGAAUUGAUUCAAGCACCACACAUAUAGUCAUAGAGACAGUCACACACACAUGCACACACACACGCACGCACGCAUGGACGCACACACACACAGUCACAGGUUCACACGCGUACACACACUAUGCACACACACACAAUCACAGUCACAGACACACACACAAACACAGUCACAGGCAUACACACACACACACACAUACACGCAGACACAUACACACACACACUACCGCUACUUUCCACAGGAAACAGGGACUGUUGAGCCUCAUGGAUCUGGGCUGAAUGAGGUUAGGAGGGUGAGUAAUCGCCAAGAGGCGUAAGAGGGGGCACAGGACAGGACAGGACAGGACAGGACAGGACUGGGCAGGACUGGGCAGGACAGGACAGGACUGGGCAGGACAGGACAGGACAGGACAGGACUGGGCAGGACAGGACAGGACAGGACAGGCAGCAGUCCACCUCACUCUGUCUGACAGCUUCACCUGAGUCCCAUGGUGAACGCACCUAGGCAGUCUGUAGUAGGGGACCACCACCAUAGCCCAGGAUGAAGCGACGCCGGAAAUACUGGUUCUGGAGGUCCAGAGAUAGGGCAUCCCGGCCCAGCUGCUUCACCUCCCAGAGAUCAGUGGAGGAGCCGUGCGUUGCUGUGAAGAUCGCUCACACACAAGCGGAGCGUAGUGUCAGUGACAGUGUUACGGUGGUCAGCAGCAGCAGCAGCAGCAGUAGUUGCAGUAAGGGGCGUAGCAGCACAGGGGGCAGCAGUGAGAAGAGCAAGAGCCAGGGGCUCAAUGGAAGAAGCUCCGGCCGCCGGCCUCAGCUACCAUCCAAACCUAAAGUGCCUCCUAAGCCAGCCCAUCUCCAGAGCCCGGUGACGGCUCCCACGCACCCCUUAGCCCGGACCCCACAGAGAGCUGCCAUGGAGGACAGAGGAGGAGGAGGAACAGGAGGAGGAGGAGGAGGAGGAGGAGGAAGAGGAAAAGCAGGUUCAGGAACAGCAGGAGCCUCCACAGCAGCGAGAGGGAGAGUCAACGGCAACGGCAUUGGAACAGGAGCAGGAGGACCUGGCAAAGGCAGAAUACUGGACCUCAUCAACCGCUUUGAGGAGGGCAGUCAAACAGAUGGCAAUAAGCUGAGCCCCCCCGGCGGCGCGCCCCCCCCUCUGAAGCAGAUCAGCCGCUCGGCCAACAGCAGCCCGGCCCACAAGGCCACCCCCCGCCCCGGCACGCAGCCGCCCAGGGAAGGCAGCUCGGCGCCGGGCACGCCGCUCCGACAUGCGCCCAAGACCCCCAAGGCCUCCUCCAACGCCACCAACGGACUGCCGGCACGCAUGGACACUAGCAGCAGCGGCGUCUCCGACAACGGCAGCGUCGUCAUGGUGAACGGUGACGCGGCGGGAGCAGCUACGAGGGACAGCUACGAGGAAGAGGAGAGCCAGGAAGCAGACGGGAAACACUCCGCAAUCACUCACCACAACAACAACAACCGACACCACAUGCCGCACAAAGCUGAGGAGAAGAGGAGAGGAGAGAGGGAGGACGGAGAGCAGCCGGAGGAGCGAGAGAGAGAAGGAGAGGAGGAGGAGGAAGAGGAGGAGGAAAUAACGGUGGAGGAACACAGCGAUGAAGGAGACUCGCAACUCGAUACGAGCCGAGACGACAGCAUAACCAUGGAUAAAAAGGAGACCAAUGAGCAGAAGCUGUACAAGAUAGCCAGUGAGCUGCUGCAGACGGAAAAGGCUUAUGUUGCACGACUACACCUCCUCGACCAGUUGUUCUGUGCAAAGCUGUUGGAGGAGGCUACUAAAGGCACGUUUCCUACAGACGUGGUGAAAGGCAUCUUCUCCAACAUCUCCUCCAUACACGCCUUCCACAGCCAGUUCCUCCUGCCAGACCUGGAGAAACGCAUGGGCCAAUGGGAGUCAACUCCUCGGCUAGGGGACAUCCUGCAGAAGUUGACCCCUUUCCUGAAGAUGUACGCCGAGUACGUGCGCAACUUUGACAAGGCCAUGGACCUCCUCAAGCAGUGGACGGAACGCUCGCCACAGUUCAAAGCCAUCAUCCUCGACAUCCAGGGCCAGGAGGCAUGUGGGCACCUGACUCUGCAGCACCACAUGUUGGAGCCGGUGCAGAGGGUCCCUCGCUAUGAGAUGCUGCUCAAGGACUACCUGAAGAAACUCCCGGAGGACGACCCUGACCGGCCAGACGCUCAGAAGUCCUUGGAUACCAUCGGCAUGGCAGCCACACACUCCAACAGUGCCAUCCGCAAAUCAGAUAACCUGAAGAAGCUGCUGGAGAUCUACGAGAUGGUGGGAGAGGAGGAGGACAUUGUGAACGCCUCCAACGAGUUCAUCAAGGAGGGACACAUCCUCAAACUGGCUGCUCGCAACACCUCCGCCAUGGACAGAUACCUCUUUCUGUUCAACAACUUCCUGCUGUACUGCGUGCCGAAGUUCAGCCUGGUGGGCCAGAAGUUCACGGUGCGGACACGUAUCGGGCUGGACGGGAUGAAGGUGGUGGAGACCACCAACGAGGACUACCCCCACACCUUCCAGGUGUCCGGCAAGGAGCGCACGCUGGAGCUGCAGGCCAGCUCCCAACAGGACAAGGAGGACUGGAUCAAGGCCUUCCAUGAAACAAUCGCUAUUUUCGAUCAGAAGUAUGAGACAUUUAAAUCGGCAUCUAAAGACAUCGAAACCGUUUCGAAUGCUGAAUUGGGGAAGCGAGCGCCGCGUUGGAUCAGGGAUAACGAGGUGACCAUGUGCAUGAAGUGCAGAGAGCUGUUCAACGCCCUCACGCGGCGGAGACACCACUGCAGAGCCUGUGGCAAUGUGGUGUGCUGGAAGUGUUCGGAGUACAAGGCCCCGCUGGAGUAUGACGGCAACAAGAUGAAUAAAGUGUGUAAAGACUGCUUCUCCAUCCUCACCGGCAAUACCGAGGAGAAGGAGGGCAAAAAGAAAGGCAUCCUAGAGUUACGGAGGAAAAAGCGAGGACAGCUGCUAGCGGAGCCGGUGAUGAUUGAGGCGGCUCAGUUCUCAGGGAGCAGCAUCAUGUGUGGCUUCCUGCAGUACUGUGAGAAGAGUAAGCCCUGGCAGAAGGUGUGGUGCGUCAUCCCUGAGAAGGAGGCCCUGGUGCUGUACCUCUACGGAGCGCCGCAGGACGUGAAGGCCCAGUCCACCAUCCCUCUGCUGGGCUACGUCGUGGAGGACGGCCCCAAGAGCUCAGACGCCCCGGUCAGUUUCCGACUGACCCAGUCCAAGUCGGUGCACUGCUUCGCGGCUGAGAGUGAGGACGUCAAGCAGCGCUGGCUACGGGUCAUCAAGGUGGCCGUCACAGGGGAGGUGCCAGAGUCGCCCCCACCACACGGAGACACCACCACCACUACCACGCCCGCAUUUGAUGACUCCGCCCCCACGGACCCUCCCAACUCAGACACUCUCUGAAGGGGCCUCAUAUAUACAGUUAACACACAUUCCCGUAGUGGAGUGAGACGAACUUGAGAGGACACACUUUCCCAUAGUGGAGUGGGAUGAACUUAAGAGGACACACACUUAAUGGAGUGGGGUGAAUGUGGAAAUAACUCAAGAGGAUGUUUGAAUCAGGCCAGGGCCACUUGGAGCUGUCAACACAGACCACACGUAUCUAUAAAUCCAUGCAUAUGUGUGUGUGAGAGUGCGCUCAUAUUUGAAAGCUCAGACAUUAGCUGGACUUAUAAAUCAGUGUAAACAUACAUACCCUCCUAAGGACACAUGCACCGAUACACACUUCACAGAUCAGACUUGCCAACUGACACUACAGAGCAUUCUUUCUUUCAUUCUCUCUCUCUCUCUCUCUCUCUCUCUCUCUCUCUCUCUCUCUCUCUCUCUCUCUGUCUUUCUCUCUCUCUCAUUUGAAUGGGUAAAAGUCCACCAUUAUAUAGAGACCUAUAACACCAUUGUGACACAAAUUGUGUGUUUAAAAAAAAAAAAAUCAUGCCUAUGUUUCCAUGCUAAGUGCCAAACUAGCGCUGGCUAAAGCCAAGCGUAGCUUAACAUCACUCCACACGUCCAUCAGUAUUCCAUCAUGAGAUGAAAGACGAUAGUAACCAGACACACUCUCGCUCUGGGCUGCCUGACAGGAAACGUAUGUCUGCCAAAACCAUUACCAGCAUAGCUACCUACGGAUAUACAGUAUCACUCAUUGACCUCCUGUGACACACCACGAUGACGUUGCCUCCAAUAACCAGGACUUCAAACUACAACCAUCACCACCAGAGUGAAACCAAAAGCCCCCUACACUAAUCAGGGCUGAAUCUGGAUACUCGUUAUCUCUCUCUCCCUCUUUUUUUUACUAUAAACCCUGGGACCAUUCAGGGAAGG
Engraulis encrasicolus (European anchovy) is the source of this 4447-nucleotide messenger RNA. It is a transcript of the gene fgd4a, whose product is annotated as FYVE, RhoGEF and PH domain containing 4a. Gene Ontology annotation, cellular component: cytoplasm. Gene Ontology annotation, biological process: cytoskeleton organization; filopodium assembly. Gene Ontology annotation, molecular function: metal ion binding; guanyl-nucleotide exchange factor activity. The transcript has 18 exons. Lineage: Eukaryota; Metazoa; Chordata; Actinopteri; Clupeiformes; Engraulidae. The record is from RefSeq and is a predicted model, not a curated record. The coding region runs from base 638 to 3532 and encodes 964 amino acids.